AUGCGUCUGCAAUCGCCCUCCGUAUGGAGCCUCUUGGCAGGCCUCUCCGCGGUCCAGGCGCAGUACCUCGUGAACGAGCUGAGCUUUGGCUUCGGCCCUAGGAUAGCGCCAGAGGGAACGACACACGUCCCCAACUUCUCCAUACAAGGCACGCGGACCCCCGAGAUCCUCGCCAACAAGGUCAUCCUGACGCCCGUGUCCCCCGGCAACGUGCGCGGCGCCGUGUGGGGCGAGCGCACGCUCGACUACCGCGAAUGGGUCGCCGACAUUGACUUCCGCGUCAACAGCCCCGACCGCGGCGGCGGCAACCUCAACGUCUGGCUCGCCAAGGACGGGCCCUCGGCCGUCGGCUCCGCCAGCAUCUACACCGUCGGCCGCUUCGAGGGGCUGGCGCUCGUCAUCGACCAGUCGGGCGACCACGGCGGCAUGAUCAGGGGCUUCCUCAACGACGGCCACACCGACUACAAGUCCCAGCAGGUCGACGGCCUGUCCUUCGGCCACUGCAACUACGCCUACCGCAACCUCGGCCGGCCCUCGCAGCUCAAGAUCACCCAGACCGCCGACAAGUUCUCCGUCUCCGUCGACAGCUACCCCUGCUUCGACAGCGACGCCAUCACCCUGCCCACGGGCUACCGCUUCGGCGUCACCGCCGCCUCGGCCGACAACCCGGACUCGGUCGAGGUCUUCAAGCUCGUCGUCAUGACCCAGGCCCUCGACGCCCAGCAGGCCGGCAGCGGCCACGGCAGCACCCACAACAACCAGCAGCAGCAGCAGCAGCGCCAGCCCCCAGUCCCGCCCAUGCGCUUCAGCCGCAGCGGCCAGUCCGAGCACCAGCCCCACGGCGGCAGCAGCGAGGACGACGAGUCCUACGAGGCCGACCUCCCCGACGAGGAGGCCGGGCACAUCACCUCGUCCAAGGCGCAGUUCGCCGACCUGCACAACCGCCUCCAGAGCGUCAACCACCACCUGUCGACCAUCUUCCGCUCCGUCGCCCAGCAGGGCCAGAUCGACGAGACGCGCCACGAGGAGAACCAGCGCGCGCUCGGCGAGCUCAAGGGCCUGCUGUCCAAGCUCGACCGCAUCGGCGACCUCGAGCAGCGCAUCGCCGGCCUCGAGCGCGACCUGCGCGCCGUGCGCACCGACGUCGCCAACACGAUGCGCAACGCGGAGCACUCGAUCAAGAGCCACGUCUCGGACCACCACUCGACGCUCGCCGAGACGGUCCGCGGCGCCGCCCCGGGCCACGGCCGCCUCAUCUUUGUCAUCCUCGGCAGCCAGGUGCUGCUCGCCGUCGCCUUUGUCGUCUACAAGAGGAGGCGCGCCGCUUCGCCCAAGAAGUACCUGUGA
This is a messenger RNA of Thyridium curvatum, 1347 nucleotides long. RefSeq lists its product as uncharacterized. The record is from RefSeq and is a predicted model, not a curated record. NCBI's taxonomy places the organism in Eukaryota, Fungi, Ascomycota, Sordariomycetes, Thyridiales, Thyridiaceae. The transcript has 2 exons. Gene Ontology annotation, cellular component: Golgi membrane; endoplasmic reticulum membrane; COPII-coated ER to Golgi transport vesicle. The coding region runs from base 1 to 1347 and encodes 448 amino acids. Gene Ontology annotation, biological process: endoplasmic reticulum organization; Golgi organization; endoplasmic reticulum to Golgi vesicle-mediated transport. Gene Ontology annotation, molecular function: D-mannose binding.